Messenger RNA from Poecilia latipinna (sailfin molly), 3006 nucleotides. RefSeq names its product ceramide synthase 3b (gene cers3b). Bases 747 to 1877 code for a protein of 376 amino acids. Lineage: Eukaryota; Metazoa; Chordata; Actinopteri; Cyprinodontiformes; Poeciliidae. Gene Ontology annotation, biological process: ceramide biosynthetic process. Gene Ontology annotation, cellular component: membrane. Gene Ontology annotation, molecular function: DNA binding; sphingosine N-acyltransferase activity. The record is from RefSeq and is a predicted model, not a curated record. The transcript has 12 exons.
ACCAAACACAGACCUACUAAUCUAUUUGACAUGUUCAAUGGAGACACUCCAAGCACAGUUAUGUACGUUGUGCAGAUUAGGACGAUUACUGAUUUUCAAGCAAAUCUUUUUUUUUUUUUUUACUUUAACUUCCUACCUCUCCUUGAAGAGACUUUUUAAUAGCCAAAAUGCUUUGGGCUCUCACAGAACUGUUAUCUGAUGUGAUUAAGAGCAGUAUAUGGGUGGCAUGAGUAAUAGACUGACCUCACUCAGACAGAUCCCCAGACAACACCCAGCAUUACCUGCACUGGGCACAGCAUAAAGCUUCUCUCUUCACUGUUGAAACUUGUCAAGACAACACUGCCUGCAGGUAUGUCUGCCUUUUCCCAUGCCGACUUAUUAGCCACUGCUGAGCUUCAUGUGGCUUAUGCCGCCUUACAAUUAAUUAAAAAUAAGCAUUGAUCUUCUUCUCUGUUUUGUUAAGAAGCCCUGAAUGAAGCCAGCUUUUUUUUUAUUUUGUUGUUUAGUUAGCCUGUUAUAUUUUAUAUGUACUCUUGUUAUGGGCAGAGUCCAUAAGAGGAAGGACUUUACUUCUCUUUAAUCUCUGCUUCCAUGAAUUGUUCCUCACCUUUCUUUAUCAUUCUUGCCCUUUGAUAUCUGCUGGAGUUCUCUAUCUUCAGUGUGCUGGCUUCCUUUGCAACUUCAGAUUCUUACCGCAUGGAUUUGGUAACUUAUUCUAGAUCACUGGAUGCCUCAAAAAUAGCAUCAUGUUGCAAACAAUCAAAGACUGGCUGUGGUGGGAACGUCUGUGGCUUCCAGAGAAGGUCUCCUGGGCAGAUCUCCAAGACAAAGAAGAUCGUACUUAUGCCAAAGCCUCUCAACUUUAUGCAGCUGUGCCCUGUGCCCUCUGCCUACUAAUUGUUAGAUACCUCUUUGAAAGAUACUUGGCCACACCUCUGGCUAAUGCUCUGGGGAUCAGAGACAAGGUACGUCUCACAGCUGAGGAAAACCCAACCCUAGAGAAGUACUUCUACAGCCAAACCCGGAAUCCGUCACAGGCUGAUGUUCGGUCUCUGUGUAAGAAGACCGGCUGGCCAGAGAGGAGAGUAGAAGUGUGGUUCAGGAGGAAGAGGAAUCAGGAUCGACCUGGGCUUCGGAAGAGGUUCUGUGAAGCCAGUUGGAGAUGCGGCUUUUAUCUUUGUGCAUUCCUUGGAGGACUUUUAGCCCUUUACGAUAAACCUUGGUUUUAUGAUCUAAAAGAGGUUUGGGCAGAAUUUCCUAAACAGUCCAUGCUCCCGUCGCAGUACUGGUAUUAUACCUUGGAAUUGGGCUUCUACCUUUCUCUGCUCCUCAGCCUAACGUUUGAUGUGAAAAGGAAAGACUUUAAAGAGCAGGUGAUUCACCAUGUAGCCACAAUGACACUUCUGAGUUUCUCCUGGAUUUCUAACUACAUUCGUAUUGGAACUCUUGUGAUGGCUGUUCAUGACUCUUCAGACAUCCUGCUUGAGGGAGGAAAGUUGUUUAACUACGCCAAAUGGGAGCAGACUGCUAAUGUUAUGUUUGUGAUAUUUACAAUUGUCUUCAUGGUGACAAGACUUGUUAUUUUUCCUUUUUGGCUCAUCCACUGUACAUGGGUGUACCCAUUAGAGAGGUUUGACCCCUUCUUUGGCUACUAUUUCUUCAACAUCAUGUUAAUGGUUCUGCAAAUUCUACACGUCUACUGGGCUUUUCUAAUAACAAGAAUGGCUUACAAGUUUGUCUUCAGCAAGCAACUGGACGGCGAUGUUCGGAGCGAUGAAGAGGAGGACGACAGUGAUUCGCAAAAGAAUAUAAAACACAAAAUGAAUCAUAUUAAUGGUGCCAUGAAUGGUGCCAGAGAUCGAGCUAACGGUCACUGAUGUAUACAGAGAAAAGAGGAGCAUCAACCAUGACAGAUGGACACUUUCUACUUGGAGUGCUUCGGUUAAAAUCUUGAGAAUUCAACAAAGUGAUAUUGCAUUUGAAAGAACUGUGAAGGAACCUAAAUAGUGUAAUUUUCUUUUAGCCCUGAUUAAAACUUAGGAUUAGUUCUUUCAUGAGUUUACUUGUAUUUUAUAUGAGGGCACAAAUUGGCAUUAUAACAAAAACCCCAAGGCUGAUUUUGAGUCUUGAAGUCAUAUCUACCUGUCUAUGCUGUACCAGUUGAUCAAACUUUAUGUAUUUAUUACAUUUUAUGACCGUGUUUGUGUUUUUAGAACGCUGCAAAUCAGUAUUUAUUUUUGUCUUGUUAAUUGUUUGGAAGGUAGGCCAUGAAAGAUUGAUGUCCUGUGUAAUACCAGCACGCCCCCUAGCGACAGCUGGAGAGACGCGGUUAGAGCUCGUAUCUAGGGAAACCGUCUCUAUAGAAACCGCGUGUGGCUUAAAACUGUGGUUAUCGAAAUCUGUUAGCAUACUGGCUGGCGUGUUUGUGUGUGUGUGUUUGUUAACGUUUCAUAGCUGCUGUCAAAAUGACUUACCAGCGAAUGUAUCAGCCCAAGGUGAAAACCGGAAACUGGUUUGAAGACCUGGUCCUAAAGGAGGUUUGUUGAAAAGAAAAUGAGGACAUAUUAUCUGAGCUAGCCGUCACGUUGACAUAUUUUAGCUAAAUCAGUAAGGGUGUAGAAAUAUGAAAAUAAGAGUCUAGAAUUUAUCGGGAAACUAAAAGGGUUUUAAUUUAUUUCAUAUUUUUAUAUUUAGCGUUUUCAUUAAAAUUAACCGCAUAGCUAAAAUUUUUUCAAAGCUGCAUUUUAGAUGUACACAUUUAUGCAUCUAGUCGCCUAUGGUAAGCAAAAGAUAAGUAAAACAGUAGUUAAAACAAUGUCACUUGCAUUAAUUUGUGCAUGAUCAAAGUUUUUCCCAAAUUAGCCUUCUUCUUCUUCUUCUUCUUCUUAAUUCAGUUUGGUUUACCAAGUUGUGAAAAUGUUUCACUGAUACAAAUAUGAAGUGUACAUUUGUGUUCACCCUACUUUAAUUUUACACCCCAAAAUAAAAUCCAGUGCAUCAAAUUGC